Messenger RNA from Sebastes umbrosus (honeycomb rockfish), 3016 nucleotides. It is a transcript of the gene aire, whose product is annotated as autoimmune regulator. The coding region runs from base 492 to 1997 and encodes 501 amino acids. The record is from RefSeq and is a predicted model, not a curated record. Gene Ontology annotation, biological process: regulation of transcription by RNA polymerase II; humoral immune response. NCBI's taxonomy places the organism in Eukaryota, Metazoa, Chordata, Actinopteri, Perciformes, Sebastidae. Gene Ontology annotation, molecular function: DNA-binding transcription factor activity, RNA polymerase II-specific; translation regulator activity; DNA binding. Gene Ontology annotation, cellular component: cytoplasm; nucleus. The transcript is spliced from 13 exons.
ACUCGGCCCUCCUAACGUAAGAGGACAGGUAUUCCCCUAGAUUGACAGCUCGUCAUUCGAUCCCACUGAGGAUCAACAGGCGGACGGAGACAGUUAGUGCUGUUAGUGGACACAUGAACUCCACAGAGACAAGAGGUCGAGGGGUGGCCUUGGUUGGAUUUCCUCAAGGGUGAGACCUUUAAUGUGGAGUUUCUGAAAGCCUCAGCCAGUCAAAAUUAGUGGCAUCAGUGUUGUAUAGUGAAAUAUACUGUGUAUACAUGUAUAUACAGUAUACAUGGAUUAAAAACAGAAGCACUGGAUUAGAUUAGAUUAGAAAAAGACUUGAAAGAUAUAGUUUUAAAUGAUGAAAUAUCAGCAUGAAACAAUGCACCUGUACAAUAUCUUCUUCCCUGAGAAGGACACACCUCUUCCAUCCAAAGUACUUCUUCCAUGAUCUAAAGGUCCUCUGAGGUCCGGACCACUUUGGAUCUCAUUUACACACAAAGCGGAUCAUGUCCAGAGUGGAAGCUUUUCGGGACACAAACCUUCGCUCCCUGCUGAGGGAGCUGCGGACCGAUAUUGCAAUGGCUGUAAAUGACCCUUUCCCUCUCGUUUACGGUUUGGUGGACAAAAACAUCAUCACUGACCAACUACUGAAGGACACUCUGGAGAAGGAAGGCAGAGAAGGGAUCCAUAAGGCCAUGUACUCCCUCCUGUCCUGGGUCCUGGAGCAGAGCAGAUCCACCAUCCAGGCUUUCUGGAGCAACUUGUCCAAAGACUACAACCUGGACAGCUACCCCAAACUGCAGAAGCUGCUCACUAACCUGCACUCAAGACGGGAUGCUGCAGGCUCCAGAGGUGAGAAAAGAUCCUCUGGAGGCCACAAAACACCUCACAUCAAGAAGAGGAGCCAUGUGGACAGAGAGACAAAUUCACAUGAUCUGCAUCCACAGUAUCAUGCCAAGACGAGCGAUAGUCCAGGGGGUAAAGUGAAGCUGUACAGAGUGAAGGGUGAAGCUGAAGCCCCACAGCUAACAUCUGGAAAUAGUGUUCAGACGGUGUCGUCUUCAGUCCAGAGACCAGUGACUCUGUCUGCGUCCUUAACUGAGCCGCCAGUCAGCCAUGAAGCCACAGAGACGAUCCAAAUCAAACAGAUGUUUGGCUCAGAUGGAAGUGCCACAACGUGCACCAAAGUUGGUGGGGAGUUUUACUCCUGUGGUCAGUCAGAGGAGAUAAAUGGAGCAUCCAAGUUCAAAGGUGUUAAGAACACGUUUCACCACAAGGGGGAGACAACCACAGGCAUGGUUCAAUAUAACGAUGAUGAGUGUACAGUGUGUAAGGACGGAGGGCAGCUGAUUUGUUGUGAUGGCUGUCCUCGAGCUUUUCAUCUGACCUGCCUGGACCCUCCACUCAUAGCUAUACCAAGUGGCACUUGGCAGUGUGAAUGGUGCUGUGGCAGCAGAGUGAAAACAGAGAAUGCCCUACAACCUUUACAACCACUCAUUGCCCAGGCGCAGCAAAUAAACACGACCUCCAGUAACUCCAUCGUAGACGUCUCCUUCUUCUCCUCGCUGUCAUCCUCGUCUCUCACAAGUGUCACAGCUUCUAUGAACGAGCUCAGUGGCAGAAACCAGUGCUCAGGUGGAGAGCUGCUCAGUAUGAGGGAGGUGUGUGGUGUUUGUCACCUAGAAGGAGGAGACCUGACUCACUGCCUCCAGUGUUUGCAGCACUUCCACGUACACUGCCACUUCUCCAAAGGGAGAUCCAUCUGCUCGUCCUGCUCCAGGCCCUGGGGAGGCUUUGCAGAGAAGGAGGCUGAAUCGUCCAGAGGCUUACAGCUCGCCCCAAGGGUUCAAAACACUGUCGGUCAUGAUCAGAGCUCUUCCGCCCCUGAGACCGUCCUCCAUAAAGAUGAUCUGGACUCCAUCCUGGGAGACGGCUCUGUUGACGGCAUCUUGCAGUGGGCUUUCCACAACAUGUCUCGGCCUCUUCCAGACUCUCAAGGAUGCUACCAGUGACAGACAGACGACUGCACUCGUGUGAGCUCUCACACUUUGAAGUUAUACUGUAAAGUAACAAUCAUGACGUGAACAUAGCUAAUUAAAUGUAAAUUACUGAAUAUAGUGGAGAUUAUUUUCUUGUUUCCUGCAUGUACCUGAAGUAAAUGUCUGGUAGUGGUUGAUUUGAGAUUGAACAUGGUAUAAUUUUAAUAUUUUAACAUUUCUUUAUAUUUUAAUUGCAUCUUUUCAAACUACAGAUUUUAAAGAAUGUGCUCAGAUGAUUGUGAGUUCAUGUAAAAACAAAGAUGUUAACUGAACUCAUUAUUCACCGACUAAAAUGCACAAUUGUUGUGUUUUUUAAUAAUAUACAAAUUCAUGCACAGAUGAGUAAAAUGUCUCUACUACUUCCAGUUUCUCUGCUGAAUUUCUAGCAGCAACACACCACACUAGGUGCAGGAAGAGUGCACUUAGCCUAAAUCAUUAAGGAGUGUCUAUUUUACCAUAAUGCAUGGCUAAAUUAACCUUUUACAGGUGUACAGCCUACUGUACAUGGGUCACACGUACCUAAGACUUGCAGUUUGUAUAUGUUGUCUUUGUUUUUCCUUGUUUGAGAGGUGAUCUAAAACACUUGUGGGUUGUAAACAAUAAAGAUUUGACAGGCUUGUGCAGUCGCUCUAUGGAGUUCCCAGUGUUAGCCGCCAUGUUGGUACAGUGUUUCCUGCAGGCUCUGCACCAGCCAUGUGACAUUCACAGCUACACAUCAACAUGUAGACACGAUAGUUGGACAGUUGGUAUCACCUGUUGGUCUACUUAAUCUCUCCUGAUCUCUCUCUCUCUCUCUCAGUAUUGUUUUUAAUUUAAACAUUUGUUAUAUUAGCAUGAGUGUUGCUGAGACCGGUUGUAGGCUGCACGGUUUACAAAGUAAGAAAAGACAACUAACAGUUUGCUUUAGCAUAACAGCUCUACUGUAAUUAAGAGAGAUAAAAGGUAAUAAAUCAGUGAAAAAUUAUGAAAGAAAAUACACAUAUUAAUAAAAU